AUGUGGGCACCAGUUGACCACAAGGGUCAAAAAUUUGAUUUUGAGAAUCUCCUUCAAUCAGGCGCCCAUUUUCAAACUGCAAAAUAUCUGCAGCACCUGUGGGAGACAAGUGUUAAGAUAUUGGACAAUAUUGGGAAAAUGGGCGUUCUUGUGAGGUUCCAGCCAACUUCUGCUAAAAGUGGAGCAAGUUUAAUUUUGUGUUUAUGCUGGUGUUUGAUGCUUAUAGGUGCAGAUAGCCAACAAACGCAUCGCGAGGAAGUGAAUGCAUUGCGAAUCAUCAAGAGAAGUUUGACAGACCCAUAUCGGAAUCUUCGCAACUGGAACAAGGGGGAUCCAUGUACUUCAAACUGGACAGGGGUUUUAUGCUAUAACACAACAAAGAAUGAUAAUUAUCUUCAUGUCAGAGAAUUGUUACUACUAAAUAUGAAUAUAUCAGGAAGUUUAUCUCCACAACUUGGUCAGUUAUCGUAUUUGAAGAUACUGGACUUUAUGUGGAACAACAUUACUGGGAGUAUACCCAAGGAGAUAGGAAGCAUUAAAACAUUAGAAUUGUUGCUUCUUAGUGGAAAUCAACUGACAGGUUCCUUGCCCGAUGAGAUUGGUUUUCUUCCUAACUUGAACAGGAUACAAAUUGACGAGAACCAAAUAUCUGGAUCUAUACCCACAUCAUUUGCUGACUUGACCAAUGCAAGACACUUCCACAUGAAUAAUAAUUCACUUAGUGGGCAAAUACCACCAGAGUUGGCCAGACUUCCAAAUCUUGUUCACCUGUUACUUGACAAUAACAACUUAUCGGGAUAUCUUCCACCAGAACUUUCUGAAAUGCCGAAUUUACUAAUACUUCAACUAGAUAAUAACAAAUUCGGCGGGAGUGAAAUACCUUUUUCGUAUAGCAACAUGUCUCGUCUGUUGAAAAUGAGUCUAAGAAACUGCAGUUUACAAGGACCAAUUCCUAACUGGAGCAAUAUGACUUCUAUUGCAUAUAUAGAUUUGAGCCUAAACCAGCUUAAUGGAUCAAUACCAGCAGGCGAACUUUCUGAGAAUACCACUACUAUUGAUCUGUCCUCCAACAAUCUAAAUGGGACUAUCCCUGACAGCUUUUCUAGGCUUCCCUAUCUGCAGAAAUUGUCAUUGGCAAACAAUUCACUGAGUGGUUCUGUCCCAUCCACCAUUUGGCAAAAUAGGCCACUUAAUGAAUCCAAGAGACUGUUGUUGGAUUUUCAGAACAAUAACUUUUCAAAUAUAGAUGGCAGUCUUCCCCUCCCUCCGAAUGUCACCGUUAGCCUCCGAGGAAAUCCAAUAUGCUUAAGAGGAAACCUUGGUCAGUUCUGUGGAUCCCAAGAUGAAGGUUUCGGCAAUAUCUUGAAUAAAACAGAUGUCAGUGCGUGUUUACUGUCAUGCCCACCUCCUUAUGAGUUAGCCCCACCAUCUCCCAAUUCACCUUGCUUUUGUGCUGCACCUCUGCUGGUAGGAUAUCGCUUGAAGAGUCCCGGGUUUUCAGAUUUUCGCCCAUAUAUUGAUAGAUUUGAGGAGUACUUGAGUACUGGUAUGGAAUUGAAUAUUUAUCAGCUCUACAUUGAUUCAGCUGAAUGGCAAAAGGGACCUCGACUGAGAAUGUACCUGAAGAUUUUUCCAGCGUAUGUUAACAACAGCACUUUUUUAUUUAAUGAAAGCGAGGUCAGACGAAUUCGUAGGUUGUUUAGUGGAUGGAAUAUUCGUGAGAGCCAAGUGUUCGGACCUUUUGAGCUUCUCAACUUCACACUUCUGGAUCCUUACAGAGAUGAAUCAUCCUCAUCUUCAUCUGGUAUAAGCAAGGGAGCACUAGCUGGGAUCAUACUAGGGACAAUAGCUGGAUCAGUUACCCUAUCUGCCUUUGUGGCACUUCUCAUCUUGAAAAUGCACUUGAAGAAACAUCAUAGAACUUCAAGAAGACGUCCAUCAUCAAAGAUUUCCAUAAGAAUCGAUGGUGUGAAAGAUUUCACUUAUGGUGAAAUGGCACAAGCAACAAAUAAUUUUGCAAACUCAAGUGUUGUCGGGCAAGGAGGUUAUGGAAAAGUUUACAAAGGUAUUCUUGCUGAUGGAAAAGUUGUGGCCAUAAAGCGGGCUGAGGAGGGAUCAUUACAGGGUGAAAAGGAGUUUCUCACAGAAUUAGAACUAUUGUCGAGGUUACAUCAUAGAAACCUCGUGCAAUUGAUGGGAUAUUGUGAUGAAGAAGGUGAACAGAUGUUGAUCUAUGAGUUCAUGUCUAAUGGUACCUUGAGAGAUCACCUAUCUGGGAAGUCCAAAUUGCCUUUGAGUUUUGCUAUGAGAGUUGCUGAUUUCGGACUAUCACGGUUAGCUCCAAUUCCUGAGAUUGAAGGAGGUGUGCCUUCUCGUGUAUCAACAGUUGUAAAGGGGACUCCGGGAUAUCUGGAUCCUGAGUACUUUUUAACGCACAAGUUGACGGACAAAAGUGAUGUUUACAGCCUUGGUGUUGUUUUUCUCGAACUGUUGACAGGAAUGCACCCUAUUUCACAUGGGAAAAACAUUGUUCGGGAGGUCAACAUUGCAUAUCAUUCGGGUAUGAUAUUUUCUCUUAUCGAUGAAGGGAUGGGAUCUUAUCCCUCUGAAUGUGUGGAGAAGUUCAUAAAUCUGGCUCUUAAGUGCUGCCAAGAUGAGACAGAUUCCCGGCCUUCAAUGGCAGAAGUGGUUAGAGAACUUGAAAACAUAUGGCUUAUGAUGCCCAAUUCGGACACUAAACUAUCUGAAUCGAUAGUCACUGAUCCCGAAAAGAAUAUCACUCCGCCAUCUUCAUCUUCUGCACUAAAACAUCCAUACGUUUCGCAAGAUAUCUCAGGCAGUGAUCUUGUGAGUGGAGUUAUGCCAACUGUUACACCAAGGUGA
Messenger RNA from Fraxinus pennsylvanica, 2883 nucleotides. Lineage: Eukaryota; Viridiplantae; Streptophyta; Magnoliopsida; Lamiales; Oleaceae. The record is from the annotation of a GenBank genome assembly.